Gymnogyps californianus (California condor) is the source of this 1062-nucleotide messenger RNA. RefSeq names its product forkhead box R1 (gene FOXR1). Gene Ontology annotation, biological process: regulation of DNA-templated transcription. Lineage: Eukaryota; Metazoa; Chordata; Aves; Accipitriformes; Cathartidae. Gene Ontology annotation, cellular component: nucleus. The transcript has 6 exons. Bases 1 to 1062 code for a protein of 353 amino acids. The record is from RefSeq and is a predicted model, not a curated record. Gene Ontology annotation, molecular function: sequence-specific double-stranded DNA binding; DNA-binding transcription factor activity.
AUGGCGCAAUCUUUUGCGCCAAUUGCCAAAACCAGCCUCUUUCCGUCCGUCUCCCUGCUACAGACUGGCAGCAAGUCCCUGACGUACUCCUCCGCUACGAGCACAACCUGCGUCCUCCUACAAAAUGGUCAACAUCCCGCUGCGCUCAGCACCCCGAGGUUACUUUGCCAUACAAAGAAAAUGAACUUGAGUUUUCAAAACAAGUCAUUUUGGGAAAGCCUGCACUUAAAAAACGGCCUGGAGGACUGGGAUAUGGCAGAGGAGCUCAAACUCACCAUCACUACUGAAGAGAUUCGGCAAGAACCGGGCGUUCAGCCCCAUCUGUGGACGUGGGUAAACCCCAGCCUGGUCUGCCCCAUCCCCGGGAGCCCCGGCGUGGACCCGGCCGGAUCCAACAGCCCAGCGGCCUCGGCUGCUGGUGCCGCAGAAACCUCCUCUCCGAACACAUCCUGGGACUACUCCGACCCGGACUGCUCCGAGGACGAUGUGCCGUCAUCCUCCAGCGAGGCUGGAAAGUUCCUCAGGAGAUGCCGAAACUCCUGGACUCAAGGCGAUGCUGAUGCCUUGGAAAUCCGCAGUCCUCAGACCUCAGAGCGUGAAGCUCAAGUGCCCCAGGCAGCCGAGCACCAAAAUCGAGGGAGGCUGGCCCCGUCCCCCCUUAAUUACUGCAUCCUCAUCACCCUCGCCCUGUGCAACAGCGCGAGCGGCAGUCUGACCGUACGGCAGAUCUACCAGUUCGCACAGUACCCGCUCUUCUCCCGGCCCCUAGUGCAGAAUGAGGGGAAGAGGGACAACGAGGGGCAGCACUUCCCAUUCUUUCAAACGGCCCCAGAGGACUGGAAAAACACGAUCCGACACAACCUGUGCUUCAGCAGCUGCUUUGAGAAAGCCGCUGGCUUCGUGUGCGGCGAGGGAAACCGCAAGUCCUGCCUGUGGAAACUGACUCCCGAAGGACACAGGAAGCUUCAGGAGGAAGCACAGGCUCUGCCCGAAGAGGCUCUCGACUUGGUGCGCCAGAGCACGAGCGAACCGGAUCUCAUGGGAUCUCUGUUUGGCCUAUGA